Messenger RNA from Nicotiana attenuata, 1540 nucleotides. RefSeq names its product carbon catabolite repressor protein 4 homolog 4. The record is from RefSeq and is a predicted model, not a curated record. The transcript is spliced from 11 exons. Lineage: Eukaryota; Viridiplantae; Streptophyta; Magnoliopsida; Solanales; Solanaceae. Bases 224 to 1321 code for a protein of 365 amino acids. Gene Ontology annotation, molecular function: poly(A)-specific ribonuclease activity.
AAACCUAAACUGAAAAAUAAGAAACCAUAACGGCUCCUAAAAAUCUUAAACUCUUCAAAACAAAACCAAUGUUGAAAAGCUCAAUCUUCUUGCUUCCUCGUUUUCCAUUAUCUUCUCCAUAUCACAGAUUUAGUCCUACCCACCCGCUGGCACCUUGAUAGAAAGAAACAAAUGGUAGGGCGAGUUCUAAAAACAACAAAGCAGAACAAUUUGUUUUACCAAAAUGAACACAGCACCUGGACCUUUGUCUCCAAAAUUUAUUCCUGUUGAAACGAGUGAAAUUACUUCAGUAAGUAAAUCAGAUGGUUUUAAGUUCAGUUUUGUAUCCUAUAACAUUUUGGCUCAGGCAUAUGUAAAGAGUGCUCUGUUUCCACACUCCCCAGCGCCUUCGCUGAAGUGGAAAGCCCGUUCACAGGCAAUCCUUACAGUUCUCAAGAGCCUUGGGACCGAUUUCCUUUGCUUACAGGAGUUGGAUGAAUAUGAUAGCUUCUAUAAAAGAAAUAUAGAGAGUUUUGGUUAUUCAAGUAUCUACGUCCAAAGAAGUGGGCAGAAGCGUGACGGAUGCGGGAUCUUUUAUAAGCAGGAUUGUGCAGAGUUGGUCAUUGAAGAGAAGAUAGACUACAAUGAUCUGGUACCCUCAAUUCAAUAUGAUACUGCUUCCACGGAUAAAGAGGCAAAUUUACCUGCUGAUGGAAAUAAAAAAUUAGAGUCAAAAGGUGAUCUCAGUUCGAAAAACAGUCAGGCAGAUCGUGGAGACCUAAAUGAUCCUCGUAUUAGAUUAAAACGUGACUGUGUGGGUAUUAUGGCUGCCUUCAGGCUGAAGGAUCCUUGUCAGCUUAUCAUUGUCGCCAACACUCACAUUUACUGGGAUCCCGAAUUGGCCGAUGUCAAACUUGCGCAAGCUAGAUACUUGCUUUCACGCUUAGCUCAAUUCAAGUUACUAGUAUCAGACAAAUUUGAUUGCUCGCCUUCUGUGGUUGUUGCCGGUGAUUUCAACUCCACUCCUGGGGAUCAGGUAUAUCAGUGCCUUAUUUCAGGUUCCUCGCUAGUGGGGACUCUGCCAGAGAGCUCAGAUGAUAUGCCGAUUCCGUUGUGCAGUGUAUAUGCAAGCACUAAGGGAGAACCACACUUCACGAACUGCACUCCUGGAUUUACUGGAACUUUAGAUUACAUACUAUUUUCUCCUUCAGGGGAUAUCAAACCAGUCAGCUACCUCGAACUACCAGAGCCUGAAGCCUCAGAUGUACAAGGUGGUCUACCAAAUUACUAUCAUCCUAGUGAUCAUCUCCCAAUUGGUGCUGAAUUUGAAAUAGUUCAAUAGAUUUGUGGUUAUAGUCCUUUGUAGCCGUCUGAUUUUUUAUUUGUUAUAUUUAUUUAUUGUUAAGUAUUAUUAUUAUUUUAUGGAUUGUCUGGUCUCUUUAUCUUGCAGUCAAGAUUGAGGUGUAUAAACAGUCAUCUUAACGUGCAAUUAAGUUGUAAGAUUUUCUGUUUUUUCGGGUCGGACCUUAUCAACUAUAUUAAAUAUGCUGAGGUUGGAAUC